Molecule: messenger RNA, 321 nt
Organism: Suillus paluster
Lineage: Eukaryota; Fungi; Basidiomycota; Agaricomycetes; Boletales; Suillaceae
Exons: 1
Coding region: 8-184 (58 amino acids)
Source: RefSeq, a predicted model, not a curated record
GGAUGAUAUGACGCAACGUCUCAUUUACUUUGUGAAUGACCUCGACCCGAAUGGUCCAUUUGACCCAAUCAAUUGGCCAAAAUGGACCUCAAGCUCGCGGGAGCUCAUUACUUUCAUUGACCCGUUUUUUCAGGAGAUCACACAGGAUACAUUCCUUGCUGAGGCAAUUUCCUACCUGAAGUGAACGGCAAAUAUCCAAUUUGAGUGGACUCUUUUUCUCCCUCGUCAGUUUUUGUACCAGUUAUGUAUACUAGCUCUAGAUCUUGGUCCCAUGAGUUCGUGUGAUCGUGUUUUCACUCUAGCUCACACUAUUAUAUGCAG